This is a messenger RNA of Plenodomus lingam JN3, 1065 nucleotides long. RefSeq lists its product as uncharacterized. NCBI's taxonomy places the organism in Eukaryota, Fungi, Ascomycota, Dothideomycetes, Pleosporales, Leptosphaeriaceae. Gene Ontology annotation, biological process: phosphatidylinositol phosphate biosynthetic process; sulfate assimilation. The record is from RefSeq and is a predicted model, not a curated record. Gene Ontology annotation, molecular function: 3'(2'),5'-bisphosphate nucleotidase activity.
AUGGCAUACGAGAAAGAACUCGAGGUUGCCCUUCUGGCCGUUCAACGAGCCUCUAUUCUCACAAAGUCGGUUUAUUCGAGUCACACUAAGGGCACUCUCUCCAAGUCAGACUCGUCGCCCGUCACAAUCGGUGACUUCGGCGCGCAAGCCCUCAUCAUCGCGUCCAUCAAGCAUGCUUUCCCUGAAGAUGAAGUCGUCGGAGAGGAAGAUGCAAAUGAUCUCCGUAAUAACGACUCGCUCCGCGAUUUGGUCUGGGAUCUCGUGCAAGCUGCAAAGCUAGAUGACAGCUCAGUAGAGGCCAAGAUUGGAGGGCCAAUUAAGAGUGCAGACGAGAUGCUGACUGCUCUGGACAGUGGAAACAGUGAAGGAGGCAACAAGGGAAGGAUCUGGGCAUUGGACCCCAUUGACGGCACAAAGGGCUUCUUGCGUGGAGGUCAAUAUGCAGUCUGUCUAGGCUUGCUCGUAGACGGUGUACCGACAGUGGGUGUCAUUGGCUGUCCAAACCUGCCAGUGGAUGACCAAGCGCCAAUUGAUGCUACUACUGGUCAAGAUGCAGACGACAAGGAGGGCAAGGGCGUACUGUUCAGCGCAGUAAAGGGUCAAGGUGCCACGAGCCGACCGCUCACCAAGGCCUCUCUUGAGGGAUCAAAGAAGAUUUCCAUGAAGCCCCUUCCAGAUAUCUCGCAGGCUACCUUUUGCGAAUCGGUAGAAGCAGGUCACUCUUCACAAGGCGACAAUGCCGCUAUUGCCUCGAAACUUGGCAUCACGAAGCCUUCAGUACGCAUGGAUUCCCAAGCCAAGUAUGGCUCGAUCGCUCGUGGAGCAGGCGAUCUAUAUCUUAGACUGCCGGUCAGCAAAUCAUACCAGGAAAAGAUCUGGGACCACGCGGCCGGUGUGGUCAUCGUGCAGGAAGCAGGUGGUGAGGUCAGCGACGCGUAUGGCAAGCCAUUAAACUUUGGUCUCGGUAGAACGCUUAGGGAGAAUAAGGGGGUCGUCGCUGCACCAAAGGAUGCGUUCUCAAAAGUCAUUGAGGCCGUCAAGGAAGUUCUGAAUGCAAAAGAGUAG